Molecule: messenger RNA, 1671 nt
Organism: Salmo salar (Atlantic salmon)
Lineage: Eukaryota; Metazoa; Chordata; Actinopteri; Salmoniformes; Salmonidae
Product: tubulin beta-4B chain
Biological process (GO): microtubule-based process
Cellular component (GO): microtubule
Molecular function (GO): GTPase activity; structural constituent of cytoskeleton; GTP binding
Source: RefSeq, a predicted model, not a curated record
AUGUAAUGUUGAUUUAGCCAAUGAAAUGCAUGCGAAGACAAAUUCCUCACGUGCUCUGAAGCUUUCUUUUCCCUCGCGCUCUCUCAACGGCUCGCUAGACAGACGCUUACAAAAAGGCGCGUAGUAAAGAUUAAAAGAGUCAGAUGUUUACAAGUGAUCUUGAUUAAUUUACUCGGAAACUCGAUUUUAACAUGAGGGAGAUUGUUCAUCUGCAGGCCGGUCAAUGUGGAAAUCAGAUCGGUGCCAAGUUUUGGGAGGUUAUCAGUGACGAACAUGGAAUAGACCCAACAGGCACUUACCAUGGAGAUAGCGAUCUGCAGCUUGAGAGAAUCAACGUGUACUAUAAUGAGGCAACAGGUGGCAAGUAUGUUCCUCGUGCCAUUCUAGUUGAUCUGGAGCCUGGCACAAUGGACUCUGUCCGCUCUGGACCAUUUGGCCAAAUAUUCAGACCGGACAACUUUGUCUUUGGACAGAGUGGUGCAGGUAACAACUGGGCAAAGGGCCAUUACACUGAGGGAGCAGAGUUGGUAGACUCUGUCCUGGAUGUGGUGAGAAAGGAAGCCGAGAGCUGCGACUGUCUUCAGGGUUUCCAGCUCACCCACUCCCUUGGAGGUGGCACGGGCUCUGGUAUGGGUACCCUGUUGAUUAGCAAGAUCCGUGAGGAAUACCCUGACCGCAUCAUGAACACCUUCAGUGUGGUGCCCUCCCCUAAAGUCUCAGACACCGUGGUGGAGCCCUACAAUGCCACCCUGUCUGUGCAUCAGCUAGUAGAGAACACUGACGAGACUUAUUGCAUUGACAACGAGGCCUUGUAUGACAUCUGCUUUCGCACUCUGAAGCUGACGACUCCCACUUACGGGGACCUCAACCACCUGGUGUCAGCCACUAUGAGUGGUGUCACCACCUGCCUGCGCUUCCCCGGCCAGCUCAACGCCGACCUACGUAAGCUAGCUGUCAACAUGGUCCCGUUCCCCCGCCUGCAUUUCUUCAUGCCAGGCUUUGCCCCCCUCACCAGCAGAGGUAGCCAGCAGUACAGAGCGCUGACGGUGCCCGAACUCACCCAGCAGAUGUUCGAUGCCAAGAACAUGAUGGCCGCCUGCGACCCCCGCCACGGCCGCUACCUCACUGUGGCCGCCAUUUUCCGUGGCCGCAUGUCCAUGAAGGAGGUGGACGAGCAGAUGCUGAACGUGCAGAACAAGAACAGCAGCUACUUCGUCGAAUGGAUCCCCAACAAUGUCAAGACUGCAGUCUGCGACAUCCCGCCCCGCGGCCUCAAAAUGUCCGCUACCUUCAUCGGCAACAGCACGGCCAUCCAGGAGCUGUUUAAGCGCAUCUCUGAGCAGUUCACAGCCAUGUUCCGCCGCAAGGCCUUCCUGCACUGGUACACCGGAGAGGGCAUGGACGAGAUGGAGUUCACCGAGGCCGAGAGCAACAUGAACGACCUGGUGUCUGAGUACCAGCAGUACCAGGAUGCCACCGCCGAGGAGGAGGGCGAGUUUGAAGAGGAGGGAGAAGAGGAUAUUGGUUAGACGGAUAAAAGGGAUUUUAAAAUCAAUUAACUGCAUUCCAUCCCUUGUUUCAGUUUGUUCUUUUAUUCUUUCACUGCACAAAGAGCUGCUGUCAGUGUUUAACCUGUUGUAAUUGCAAUAAAUCUUAUCAGCAUUUUCUGAA